UAAUAUAUAAAUAUAAAUAUAUAUAUAUUUAUAUAUUUAUAUUUAUAUUUAUAUAUUAGGUUAUAUAUUUCAUUCCUCUCUCUCCGGGCUUUUGAGCUCCCCUUUCGGAUCUCUCUCCCUCCCCCUCCUCGCCAAACCACCGCCAGAGUGAGUGAGUGAUUCGGACCGUGAAAUCACUUCUCGGAAUCCCCCGAUCUGUUGUUGGCCGUUUCUUGCUCCGAGUCCGGAUCUCCAGUCCCGUGCUGCAACUCCUUGAAAUUAGAAACAGGGUUCUUGCUAUGUGCUCUGGGUCUUUUCACUUCUUCUGCCGGAUCGGCUGCUGAAUGUGCGUUUUGUUUUGUUUUGGCAUGAAGCUGUUCUGUUUGGUGGUUUAAUCUCCAGUUCCUUGCUGCAACUCCUUGAAAUUAGAAACAGGGUUCUUGCUUUGUGCUCUGGGUUCUUUCACUUCUUCUGCCGGAUCGGGUGCUGAAUGUAAGGGAUGGCGUAUAUUUUGCUCCAUGGAACGCUGCAUAUUACCAUUUUUGAGGCAGAUUCACUCUCCAGUGCUUCCGGCGGUGGUCCUAAAUUUAUCCGCCAGCUUGUUGAAGGAAUUGGAGACACCAUUGGUCUUGGCAAGGGGUCUUCCCAACUCUAUGCAACUAUUGAUGUGGAGAAGGCUCGGGUUGGGCGAACCAGAUUGAUAACCAAUGAACCUGUCAAACCUCGUUGGUACGAGUCUUUUCACAUCUACUGUGCCCACCUGGCUGCCAGUGUCAUCUUCACUGUCAAGGAUGACAAACCUAUUGGGGCAUCACUGGUCGGAAGGGCUUAUUUGCCUGUGACAGAGAUCCUAGAUGGUGAGGAAAUAGAUAGAUGGCUUGAAAUCUGUGAUGAAGACAGCAAACCUCUUGAUGGAGGAGCCAAGAUCCAUGUGAAAGUUCAGUAUUUUGAUAUUUCAAAAGAUCGCAAUUGGGCAAGGGGUAUCCGGAGUGCAAAGUACCCUGGUGUUCCUUAUACCUUUUUCUCUCAAAGACGGGGCUGCAAAGUAACACUUUACCAAGAUGCACAUGUCCCUGACAACUUCAUUCCCAAAAUUCCUCUUGCUGAUGGGAAAUACUAUGGUCCGCACAGAUGCUGGGAGGACAUAUUUGAUGCAAUCAGCAAUGCCCAACAUCUGAUUUACAUCACUGGGUGGUCAGUAUACACUGAAAUCACCUUGUUGAGGGACUCUAAGAGGCAAAAGCCAGGCGGGGAUGUUACCCUUGGAGAGCUACUUAAGAGGAAGGCUAGCGAAGGUGUUCGAGUCCUUAUGCUUGUUUGGGAUGAUAGGACCUCGGUAGGAUUGCUAAAGAAAGAUGGUCUGAUGGCCACCCAUGAUGAGGAUACUGCUAGCUACUUUCAGGACACAGAUGUGCACUGUGUUUUGUGUCCCCGGAAUCCUGAUGAUGGAGGGAGCUUUGUUCAGGACCUACAGAUUUCUACCAUGUUCACUCAUCAUCAGAAGAUUGUUGUUGUAGACCAUGAGAUGCCUAAUAAGGGUUCCCAACAGCGCAGAAUUGUGAGCUUUAUUGGGGGCAUUGACCUUUGUGAUGGAAGAUAUGAUACGCAGUUUCAUUCUCUUUUUAGGACCUUGGAUACAGCUCAUCAUGAUGAUUUCCAUCAGCCAAAUUUUGCAGAUGCAUCACUUAAGAAAGGUGGACCCAGGGAACCUUGGCAUGACAUUCAUGCACGGCUAGAAGGACUGAUUGCUUGGGAUGUGCUGUACAAUUUUGAGCAGAGAUGGAGAAAGCAAGGGGGUAAGGAUGUUCUUGUACAGCUCAGGGAUCUGGCAGACAUCAUCAUUCCACCUUCUCCUGUCAUGCUCCCAGAGGAUAGAGAGACAUGGAAUGUUCAGCUAUUCAGAUCCAUUGAUGGUGGUGCCGCAUUUGGUUUUCCUGAUAGUCCAGAGGAUGCUGCUAGAGCUGGGCUUGUUAGUGGAAAGGAUAACAUCAUUGACAGAAGCAUUCAAGAUGCUUACAUAAAUGCCAUCCGCAGGGCAAAGAAUUUCAUCUAUAUUGAAAACCAGUACUUUCUUGGAAGCUCUUUUGGGUGGAAGGCAGAUGACAUCAAGCCUGAGGAUAUUGGGGCAUUACACCUGAUCCCUAAGGAGCUAUCAUUGAAGAUAGUAAGCAAGAUUGAAGCUGGGGAGCGGUUUACUGUUUAUAUUGUUGUGCCAAUGUGGCCAGAGGGUGUUCCAGAAAGCGGAUCAGUUCAGGCAAUCCUGGAUUGGCAACGGAGAACAAUGGAAAUGAUGUAUACUGACAUCAUAGAAGCCCUCAAGGCAAAAGGGAUUGAAGCAAACCCUAAGGACUAUCUCACAUUCUUUUGCUUAGGGAAUCGGGAGGUAAAGAAGAGUGGAGAAUAUGAACCUGAGGAGCAACCUGAACCAGACACUGAUUAUAGCAGGGCUCAGCAGGCCAGGCGGUUCAUGAUCUACGUUCAUAGCAAGAUGAUGAUUGUUGAUGAUGAGUACAUCAUCAUUGGGUCAGCCAACAUCAAUCAGAGAUCCAUGGAUGGAGCCCGGGACUCUGAGAUUGCCAUGGGUGCGUACCAGCCUUGCUAUCUGUCUACCAGGGAACCACCGAGGGGACAGAUCCAUGGUUUCCGGUUGGCUCUAUGGUACGAGCACCUUGGGAUGGUCGAUGACGUCUUCCUCCGUCCGGAGAGUGUGGAGUGCGUGCGGAAGGUGAAUAAGGUUGCUGAUCAGUACUGGGGUCUGUACUCGGGCGAUAGUCCUGACCGUGACCUCCCGGGACAUCUGCUCAGCUACCCAAUUGGAGUCAGCAGUGCUGGUGCGAUCACAGAGUUGCCAGGGACGGAGUAUUUCCCCGACACUCGGGCGCGGGUCCUUGGCACCAAGACGGACUACCUACCUCCCAUCCUCACCACAUAAAGUGGCGAUCCUCUUGAUUGCCUUUCUUUACUUCGUUGUUUGAAUAACAGCAGUUACGGGUUCGGGGGAUCAUAUGAUGUACUUGACUUUGGUGCCUCUGUUUCAUGGUGUGAUGGUGGUGUCUGGUUUCUAGUUGAUGCUAUGUGAGAUUAUGUACGCCGUGUCGCUAAGGUCAUGUCGGUGCUUGUUGCUGCCAUUUUCUGGUGGAAGCUUGUUAGUAUUUAUUGCUGGCUUGCA
Elaeis guineensis (African oil palm) is the source of this 3148-nucleotide messenger RNA. RefSeq names its product phospholipase D alpha 1. Gene Ontology annotation, molecular function: calcium ion binding; D-type glycerophospholipase activity. Gene Ontology annotation, biological process: phosphatidylcholine metabolic process; phospholipid catabolic process. The record is from RefSeq and is a predicted model, not a curated record. Gene Ontology annotation, cellular component: plasma membrane. NCBI's taxonomy places the organism in Eukaryota, Viridiplantae, Streptophyta, Magnoliopsida, Arecales, Arecaceae.